CCCAUCACUUGCCGUCGCAGCACCGUUAGUGCGCUCGCGUACCCGCCGUCUACUAGCGCCUGAGCAGGACGCGCGCCCCGGAGCCAGGCGAACUCGGCUUGCGGCAGGCAUCCGCUAGGGGCAGCCUGCUGCGCCUCCUCUCCCGAGUAGUUCGGUUUCCCCACGUGCUUCUGCUUUGCUGCUGGCUGGAAUUCGCCGGGCUCCGGGCGCAGAUUGUCCCUCAUCUCUUUCUCGUAAGUAUCUUCUCCAAGGAGAAUGAAAGCCCCUUGAAGUCAAGCUUUAUGAGUGAUAAUCUUUGACCAUGCAUCGGAAGAAAGUUGAUAACCGAAUCCGGAUUCUCAUUGAGAAUGGGGUAGCUGAGCGUCAAAGGUCUCUCUUUGUUGUAGUCGGAGAUCGAGGAAAAGAUCAGGUGGUCAUACUCCAUCACAUGCUAUCCAAAGCAACUGUGAAGGCUCGGCCUUCAGUGUUGUGGUGUUAUAAGAAAGAGCUGGGGUUUAGCAGUCACCGGAAGAAAAGAAUGCGACAGCUACAGAAGAAAAUAAAGAACGGAACUCUGAACAUAAAGCAAGAUGACCCCUUUGAACUCUUCGUCGCAGCCACAAACAUUCGCUACUGCUACUACAAUGAGACUCACAAGAUCCUGGGCAACACCUUCGGCAUGUGUGUUCUCCAGGAUUUUGAAGCUUUAACUCCAAACUUGCUGGCCAGGACUGUAGAAACGGUGGAAGGUGGUGGGCUGGUGGUUAUCCUUCUACGGACCAUGAAUUCACUCAAGCAGUUGUACACAAUGACCAUGGACGUACAUUCAAGAUACAGGACUGAGGCCCAUCAGGAUGUGGUGGGAAGAUUUAAUGAGAGAUUUAUUCUUUCUCUGGCCUCUUGUAAGAAGUGUCUCGUCAUCGAUGACCAGCUCAACAUCCUGCCCAUCUCCUCGCAUGCUGCCAGCAUUGAGGCCCUGCCCCCGCAGACCCCGGAUGAGAGUCUUGGUCCAUCUGAUCUGGAGCUGAAGGAGCUGAAGGAGAGCUUGCAGGACACCCAGCCUGUGGGCGUGCUGGUGGACUGCUGCAAGACCCUAGACCAGGCCAAAGCUGUCUUGAAAUUCAUCGAGGGGAUCUCCGAAAAGACCCUGAGGAGUACUGUUGCGCUCACAGCUGCCCGAGGAAGGGGGAAGUCUGCAGCCCUGGGAUUGGCUAUUGCUGGGGCAGUGGCUUUUGGGUACUCCAAUAUCUUUGUUACCUCCCCAAGCCCUGAUAACCUCCACACACUGUUCGAAUUUAUAUUUAAAGGAUUCGAUGCUCUGCAAUAUCAGGAGCAUCUGGAUUAUGAGAUUAUUCAGUCUCUAAAUCCUGAAUUUAACAAAGCAGUGAUCCGAGUGAAUGUAUUCCGAGAACACAGGCAGACCAUUCAGUAUAUACAUCCUGCAGAUGCUGUGAAACUGGGCCAGGCUGAACUUGUUGUGAUUGAUGAAGCUGCCGCCAUCCCCCUUCCUCUGGUGAAAAGUCUUCUGGGCCCUUACCUUGUUUUCAUGGCAUCCACCAUCAAUGGCUACGAGGGCACUGGCCGGUCACUGUCCCUCAAACUAAUUCAGCAGCUGCGUCAACAGAGUGCCCAGAGCCAGGUCAGCACCACUGCUGAGAACAAGACCACGACGACAGCCAGACUGGCUUCAGCGAGAACGCUGCAUGAGGUUUCCCUGCAGGAGUCCAUCCGAUACGCCCCUGGGGACGCGGUGGAGAAGUGGCUGAACGACUUGCUGUGCCUGGACUGCCUCAACAUUACUCGGAUAGUGUCAGGCUGCCCCUUGCCUGAAGCCUGUGAACUCUACUACGUUAACAGAGAUACCCUUUUCUGCUACCACAAGGCCUCCGAAGUUUUCCUCCAACGACUUAUGGCCCUCUACGUGGCUUCUCACUACAAGAACUCUCCCAACGACCUCCAGAUGCUCUCUGAUGCGCCUGCUCACCAUCUCUUCUGCCUCCUGCCUCCCGUGCCCCCCACCCAGAAUGCCCUUCCCGAAGUGCUUGCUGUCAUCCAGGUGUGCCUCGAGGGGGAGAUCUCUCGCCAGUCCAUCUUGAACAGCUUGUCUCGAGGCAAGAAGGCUUCAGGGGACCUGAUUCCGUGGACGGUGUCAGAACAGUUCCAAGAUCCAGAUUUCGGCGGCCUUUCAGGUGGAAGGGUCGUUCGCAUUGCUGUUCACCCGGAUUAUCAAGGGAUGGGCUAUGGCAGCCGAGCUCUGCAGCUGCUGCAGAUGUACUAUGAGGGCAGAUUCCCUUGUCUUGAAGAAAAGGUCGUUGAGACGUCACAGGAAAUUCACACGGUCAGCAGCGAGGCUGUCAGCUUGUUGGAAGAGGUUGUCUCUCCCCGAAAGGACCUGCCUCCCUUGCUCCUCAAAUUGAAUGAGAGGCCUGCUGAGCGCCUGGAUUACCUGGGUGUGUCCUAUGGCUUGACCCCCAGGCUCCUCAAAUUCUGGAAACGAGCUGGGUUCGUUCCUGUUUAUCUGAGACAGACCCCGAAUGACCUGACAGGAGAACACUCAUGCAUCAUGCUGAAAACGCUGACUGAUGAGAGCGAGGCUGACCAGGGAGCCUGGCUUGCGGCCUUUUGGAAAGAUUUCCGAAGGCGGUUCCUGGCUCUGCUGUCCUACCAGUUCAGCACAUUCUCUCCUCCCCUGGCUCUGAACAUCAUUCAGAACAGGAACGUCGGAAAGCCAGCACAACCAGCCCUACACCAGGAAGAGCUGGAAGCACUCUUUCUCCCCUAUGACCUGAAGAGGCUAGAGAUGUAUUCCCGGAACAUGGUUGAUUAUCACCUCAUCAUGGACAUGAUCCCAGCCAUCUCCCGGAUGUAUUUUCUGAACCAGCUGGGGGACCUGGCCCUGUCCGCUGCCCAGUCGGCUCUUCUCUUGGGGAUUGGCCUGCAGCAUAAGUCUGUGGACCAGCUGGAAAAGGAGAUCGAGCUGCCCUCAGGCCAGUUGAUGGGACUUUUCAACCGGAUCAUCCGCAAAGUUGUGAAGCUAUUUAACGAAGUGCAGGAAAAGGCUAUUGAGGAGCAGAUGGUGGCAGUGAAGGAUGUGGUCAUGGAGCCCACAAUGAAGACCCUGAGCGAUGACCUGGAUGAAGCAGCAAAGGAGUUCCAGGAGAAACACAAGAAAGAAGUGGGGAAGCUGAAGAACAUGGAUCUCUCUCAAUACGUAAUUCGUGGAGAUGAUGAAGAGUGGAAUGAGGUUUUAAACAAAGCUGGGCAGAAUGCUUCGAUCGUCAGCCUGAAAAGUGACAAGAAAAGGAAAUCAGAAGCCAAACAAGAACCCAAACAGAACAAAAAGUUGAAGAAAAACAGAGAUAUGAAGAACAAAAAAGACAUGAAAAUGAAGCGGAAGAAAUAGUGAGGAGAAACUUGGGCAUCAGCGGCUGACUCGUAAGGAGGUAGCCUGACUUUCUGAGCUGCUUCUGGCUGGACUGGGCAGCGGCCUGCACUGUUGAAAGCAACAGGAGCCCCCAUCAGACCCGGAACCUGGCCAGGAAUUCAGUCUGGACUGAGGCUGGCUUAAAGCAAAGUCACUUCUGAAUGCGUCUGCUUGGAACUCGAUGGAGGGGCAAACUUGUGGCACUGCCAGGGGUCCGUCUCUCCUCCCCCCGGCCUCGGGCCUUCCUUUCCCCUAAGUUCAUAGUUUUCUUUGGCUCCGGCCUUUUUGGUUCCUUCAUACAUGUGCAGAAGCCACACUGACGCUUGUCUCUUCUCAGGUGUUAAGUACACAGCUUUCUGGUGAUGCUCAGGCGGCCGCUGCUAGAGCCCUGGGGCCUCUUGUCACAGACUUGUCCAAACUCUCUGAGGCCUGGAGCAGCAGGAGCCCUGGUCCCACCAGGUGGCCAUGCAGGCCACUGUUACGUGCACUGGGAUUGGACUGCCGCGUACCAUUCCACUCCUGGCUCCAGGAGGCCUGCUGUCCCAGUGUCCCAGAAAAACCUGAGCUCUUAAUUUAGGAAAGAUAUGACAUUGGAGUCCCCAAAACUUAUUUCAUACAUUUGGGAAAAAAUGUUGGGAAAGACCUUUUCUAGCAGGGGUGAGGAAGGGAUAGAGGAUCCAUUCGAUCUUAUUUUUAAUAAAUAACAUCCUAGAAAGACGAA
Pteropus alecto (black flying fox) is the source of this 4124-nucleotide messenger RNA. RefSeq names its product N-acetyltransferase 10 (gene NAT10). The transcript has 30 exons. Gene Ontology annotation, cellular component: nucleolus; 90S preribosome. Lineage: Eukaryota; Metazoa; Chordata; Mammalia; Chiroptera; Pteropodidae. Gene Ontology annotation, molecular function: ATP binding; tRNA binding; 18S rRNA cytidine N-acetyltransferase activity. Gene Ontology annotation, biological process: rRNA acetylation involved in maturation of SSU-rRNA. Bases 302 to 3382 code for a protein of 1026 amino acids. The record is from RefSeq and is a predicted model, not a curated record.